AUGCAGAGGUCGCCUCUGGAAAAGGCCAGCGUCGUCUCCAAACUUUUUUUCAGCUGGACCAGACCAAUUUUGAAGAAAGGAUACAGGCAGCGCUUGGAAUUGUCAGACAUAUACCAUAUCUCUUCUUCUGAUUCUGCUGACAAUCUAUCUGAAAAAUUGGAAAGAGAAUGGGACAGAGAACUGGCUUCAAAGAAAAAUCCCAAACUCAUUAAUGCCCUUCGGCGAUGCUUUUUCUGGAGAUUUAUGUUCUAUGGAAUCAUAUUAUAUUUAGGGGAAGUCACCAAAGCAGUCCAGCCUCUCUUACUGGGAAGAAUCAUAGCUUCCUAUGACCCGGAUAACAAGGUGGAACGCUCUAUUGCCAUUUACUUAGGCAUAGGCUUAUGCCUUCUCUUUAUCGUGAGGACGCUGCUCCUGCACCCAGCCAUUUUUGGUCUCCAUCACAUUGGAAUGCAGAUGAGAAUAGCUAUGUUUAGUUUAAUUUAUAAGAAGACUUUGAAGCUAUCAAGCCGUGUUCUAGAUAAAAUAAGUAUUGGACAACUUGUUAGUCUCCUUUCCAACAACCUGAACAAAUUUGAUGAAGGACUUGCACUGGCACAUUUCGUGUGGAUCGCUCCUCUCCAAGUGACGCUGCUGAUGGGGCUGCUCUGGGACUUGUUGCAGGCCUUCACCUUCUGUGGCCUUGCUUUCCUUGUAGUCCUCGCAUUUCUUCAAGCCGGAUUAGGGAAAAUGAUGAUGAAGUACAGAGAUCAGAGAGCUGGAAAGAUCAAUGAAAGACUGGUGAUUACAUCAGAAAUUAUUGAAAAUAUACAAUCGGUUAAGGCAUACUGCUGGGAAGAAGCAAUGGAAAAAAUCAUUGAAAACCUAAGACAAACAGAACUGAAACUUACCCGGAAGGCAGCCUAUGUGAGAUACCUCAAUAGCUCAGCCUUCUUCUUCUCAGGGUUCUUUGUGGUAUUUUUAUCUGUGCUUCCUUAUGCACUGCUCAAAGGAAUCAUCCUUCGAAAAAUAUUCACAACCAUCUCAUUCUGCAUCGUUUUGCGCAUGGCAGUUACUCGGCAGUUCCCCUGGGCUGUACAAACUUGGUAUGAUUCUCUUGGAGCAAUAAACAAAAUACAGGAUUUCUUACAAAAGCAAGAAUAUAAGACAUUGGAAUAUAACUUAACAACUAUAGAUGUAGUGAUGGAGAAUGUGACAGCCUACUGGGAGGAGGGAUUUAGUAAAUUAUUUGAGAAAGCAAAAGAAAAUAAUAACAAUAGGAAAAUUUCCAAUGGUGAUAACAGCCUCUUCUUCAGUAACUUACUUCUCGGUGCUCCUGUGCUGAAAGAUAUCAGUUUCAAGAUAGAAAGAGGACAGUUGAUGGCAGUUUCUGGAUCUACUGGAGCAGGCAAGACUUCACUUCUCAUGAUGAUUAUGGGAGAAUUGGAACCUUCAGAGGGUAAAAUUAAGCACAGUGGAAGAAUUUCAUUCUGCUCUCAGUAUUCCUGGAUCAUGCCUGGAACCAUUAAAGAUAACAUCAUCUUUGGUGUUUCCUAUGAUGAAUAUAGAUAUAGGAGUGUCAUCAAAGCAUGCCAACUAGAGGAGGACAUCUCCAAGUUUGCAGAAAAAGACAACAUAGUUAUUGGAGAAGGUGGAAUCACAUUGAGUGGAGGUCAACGAGCAAGAAUUUCUUUAGCAAGAGCAGUAUACAAAGAUGCUGAUUUGUACCUAUUGGACUCUCCUUUUGGCUAUCUAGAUGUUUUAACAGAGAAAGAAAUAUUUGAAAGCUGUGUCUGUAAAUUGAUGGCUAACAAAACUAGGAUUUUGGUCACUUCUAAAAUGGAGCACUUAAAGAAAGCUGACAAAAUAUUAAUUUUACAUGAAGGUAGCAUCUAUUUUUAUGGGACAUUUUCUGAAUUACAAAAUCAGCGGCCCGACUUCAGCUCGAAGCUCAUGGGGUGUGACACUUUCGACCAGUUUACUGCAGAACGAAGAAAUUCAAUCAUAACUGAGACUUUACGGCGUUUCUCAUUAGAAGGAGAUACUUCUGUGUCCUGGAAUGAAACGAAAAAGCCUUCUUUUAAACAGACUGGAGAGUUUGGUGAAAAAAGGAAGAACUCCAUUCUCAAUUCAAUCAACUCUAAAAGGAAAUUUUCAGUUGCACAAAAGACUUCAUUACAAAUGAAUGGGCUCGAAGAAACUUCUGAUGAGCCUUUAGAGAGAAGACUAUCCUUAGUUCCCCAUUCUCAACCUGGAGAGGGGAUCCUGCCUCGGAGCAAUGCAGUCAACAGUGGCCCCACAUUUCUGGGAGGGAGGAGGCAGUCAGUUCUGAACCUUAUGACCUGCUCCUCAGUGAACCAAGGUCAAAGCAUUCAUCGAAAGACAGCGACAUCCACACGAAAAAUGUCACUGGCUCCUCAGGCAAGCUUAGCCGAAAUAGAUAUAUAUUCAAGACGGUUAUCUCAGGAUACUGGCUUGGAAAUAAGUGAAGAAAUUAAUGAAGAAGAUUUAAGGGAUUGCUUUUUUGAUGAUGUGGAGAACAUACCAGCAGUGACUACAUGGAACACGUACCUUCGAUAUAUUACUGUCCACAAGAGCUUAAUGUUUGUGCUAAUUUGGUGCUUAGUCGUUUUUCUGGCUGAGGUGGCUGCUUCUUUGGUUGUGUUGUGCCUAUUUCCAAAAAUACUUUUUCAAGACAAAGGGAAUAGUACUAAGAGUGCAAAUAACAGUUAUGCAGUGAUCAUCACCAGCACCAGCUCGUAUUAUAUUUUUUACAUUUAUGUGGGAGUAGCUGACACUUUGCUUGCUCUAGGACUCUUCAGAGGUUUACCACUGGUGCAUACUCUAAUCACAGUGUCAAAAACUUUACACCACAAAAUGCUACAGUCUGUUCUUCAAGCCCCUAUGUCAACCCUCAACACGUUGAAAACAGGUGGGAUCCUUAAUAGAUUCUCCAAAGAUAUAGCAGUUUUGGAUGAUCUUCUGCCUCUUACCAUAUUUGACUUUGUUCAGUUGUUAUUAAUUGUGAUUGGAGCUGUGGUGGUCGUCUCAGUUUUACAACCCUACAUCUUCUUAGCUACAGUGCCAGUGAUAGCGGCUUUUAUUCUCUUGAGAGCCUACUUCCUCCACACCUCUCAGCAACUCAAGCAGCUGGAAUCUGAAGGCAGGAGUCCAAUUUUCACUCAUCUUGUUACAAGCUUAAAAGGACUAUGGACACUUCGUGCCUUUGGACGGCAGCCUUACUUUGAAACUUUAUUCCACAAAGCUCUGAAUUUACAUACUGCCAACUGGUUCUUGUAUCUGUCAACACUGCGCUGGUUCCAAAUGAGAAUAGAAAUGAUUUUUGUCAUCUUCUUCAUUGCUGUUACCUUCAUUUCCAUUUUAACAACAGGUGAAGGAGAAGGAAGAGUUGGGAUUAUUCUAACUUUAGCCAUGAAUAUCAUGGGUACAUUGCAGUGGGCUGUAAACUCUAGCAUAGAUGUGGAUAGCUUGAUGCGAUCUGUGAGCCGAGUCUUUAAGUUUAUUGAUAUGCCAGCAGAAGAUGGUAAACCUAACAAUUCAUUCAGACCAUCCAAGGAUAGUCAGCUCUCAAAAGUUAUGAUCAUCGAGAAUCAACAUGUGAAGAAAGAUGACAUCUGGCCCUCAGGGGGCCAAAUGACUGUCAAAGACCUCACAGCAAAGUAUAUAGAUGGAGGGAAUGCCAUACUAGAGAACAUAUCCUUCUCAAUAAGUCCUGGCCAGAGGGUGGGUCUCUUGGGAAGAACUGGAUCAGGGAAGAGCACUUUGUUACUGGCUUUUUUGAGAUUGCUGAAUACCAAAGGAGAAAUCCAAAUAGAUGGUGUGUCUUGGGAUUCAAUUACUUUGCAACAAUGGAGGAAGGCCUUUGGAGUCAUACCACAGAAAGUAUUCAUCUUUUCUGGAACAUUUAGAAAAAACUUGGAUCCCUAUGGACAGUGGAGUGAUCAAGAAAUAUGGAAAGUUGCAGAUGAGGUCGGACUCAGAUCUGUGAUUGAGCAGUUUCCUGGGAAGCUUGAUUUUGUCCUUGUGGAUGGGGGUUGUGUUCUAAGCCAUGGCCACAAGCAGUUGAUGUGCUUGGCCAGAUCUGUUCUCAGUAAAGCAAAGAUCUUGCUGCUUGAUGAACCCAGUGCUCAUUUGGAUCCAAUAACAUACCAGGUCAUUCGAAGAACCCUAAAACAAGCAUUUGCUGAUUGCACAGUAAUCCUCUCUGAACACAGGAUAGAAGCAAUGUUGGAAUGUCAACGAUUUUUGGUCAUAGAGGAGAACAAGGUGCGGCAGUAUGACUCCAUCCAGAGGAUGCUGAGCGAGAAGAGCCUCUUCCGGCAGGCCAUCAGCCCCGCAGACCGCUUGAAGCUCUUGCCCCAGCGGAACUCGAGCAGGCAGAAGUCUCGCUCUAACAUUGCUGCUCUGAAGGAAGAGACUGAAGAAGAGGUGCAAGAAACAAAGCUCUAG
This is a messenger RNA of Rangifer tarandus platyrhynchus (Svalbard reindeer), 4446 nucleotides long. The record is from the annotation of a GenBank genome assembly. Lineage: Eukaryota; Metazoa; Chordata; Mammalia; Artiodactyla; Cervidae.